Effrenium voratum is the source of this 483-nucleotide messenger RNA. The record is from the annotation of a GenBank genome assembly. Lineage: Eukaryota; Dinophyceae; Suessiales; Symbiodiniaceae.
GUGGUCUUCACGGUGAUUAACAUCACCUUCUGCGUGGCCUUCACCCUGGAGCUGGUGCUCAGGCUCUACGCCCACCAGAUGCAGUUCUUCAUCGGGGAUGGCUGGGCCUGGAACCUCUUCGAUGGUAUUGUGGUUCUCUUCAGCAUCGUGGACGAGCUCUCCCAGCUGUUGCUGGUCUCGGACACCCGCCUGCUCGGCUUCGCCGGUGUGCUGCGGAUGCUGCGCUUGGGCCGCCUGCUGCGCCUGGUGCGCUUGAUCCGGGUGAUCCCGGCGCUGAAGUCCAUGGUCACCCUGAUCUCAGCUUCCGUGAACUCCUUCUUCUGGACAGGCGUUUUGCUGCUGAUCCUAAUGUACUGCGUGGCAGUGUACUUUACAGAGCUCGCCACGGACGUUCGCAUGAACAUUCAGGAGAAAAAGGCGGAGAGGCUGGCGGAGAUCCAGAGAUACUGGGGCUCCUUGGGCCAGGAGCCGCUCGGUACUUGA